Molecule: messenger RNA, 896 nt
Organism: Podarcis lilfordi (Lilford's wall lizard)
Lineage: Eukaryota; Metazoa; Chordata; Lepidosauria; Squamata; Lacertidae
Source: the annotation of a GenBank genome assembly
AUGUUUAUAACACACAGCCCCAGUGAGGGGAGGACGAGAGCGAGCGAGAGGGGAAGGGGGCGGAUGCGGGCUCUGUGGCCGGGUUGGCGCUGCUGGGGCUGUGAGCGGAGGAAGAUGAAGCUGCUGGCGGCCGCGGCCUUGCUGGGCCUGGGCGGCUCUCUGCUGCUGCUGCUCUUCCUGGCUACUCACGCGGAGGAGCGCAAGAAGGGGCCCAAGGUCACGGCCAAGGUGCAUUUUGAUCUGCGGAUCGGGGAUGAAGAUGUGGGCCGAGUGGUCAUCGGCCUUUUUGGAAAGACAGUUCCGAAGACGGUUGAGAAUUUUGUCGCCUUGUCCACAGGAGAGAAAGGGUUUGGCUGUUUUAGUUUCUUCUUUGAUGUCUGUUUUAGUUUCUUCUUUGUUUUUCUUUUUUGCUGUAUUGUUGUAUUGCUUUUAUAUGUUUUUUUAUUUUUUUCCCUCUCUUUCUUAUUGUUGUUUUUUUCCUGUAAUUUUUAAACUUUUAAUAAAUAUCAUUUAAAAAAAAGAAAAAGAGAAAGGGUUUGGCUACAAAGGCAGCAAGUUUCACCGUGUGAUCAAGGACUUCAUGAUCCAGGGAGGAGACUUCACCCGGGAGAUGGAACAGGAGGUAAAGCAUCUACGGGGACCGUUUCCCCGACGAGAACUUCAAGGUGAAGCACUAUGGGCCUGGCUGGGUGAGCAUGGCCAACGCCGGCAAGGACACCAACAGCUCUCAGUUCUUCAUCACCACCGUCAAGACGUCAUGGCUGGAUGGCAAGCAUGUUGUCUUCGGCAAAGUCCUGGAAGGGAUGGAUGUAGUGAGAAAAGUGGAGAACACAAAGACCGAUAGUCGGGAAAAGCCUCUCAAAGACAUCACCAUUGCCAACUGCAACGUCAUCGAG